UACACCCCCCACAAUGCUUUGCGUGUUCAACAUGGCGCCUCACAUCGCAGCCUGACUUAUGUCAACAAUGUAAGACACCGAAACGCGGCUAAACACGGUUAAGACGGACUGUGUGACGAGGCCGACUGGUUCCGACGGAAGAAUGAAACUUUUGCUAACACUGGUGAGACGAAUUCAUAAACCGCAUCCGUGCCGCUUCCCGCGUUGUCUCAGCUCCGGUGCCGGCUCCUCUGGUCCGGCUGACAGCGGCCUCUUACCUCUCCGGGAUGAGGAGCUGAUAGUCGGGUCGAGUCGGCAGCUGGUGCAGAGGCUCGGCGCACAGGUGGAGGUGAGGGCGGACUUCAUCAGUGAGGAAGAAGAGGGAGCUCUUAUGCAGGAGCUGGAGCCAGGCUUGAGGAAGAAACGCUACGAGUUCGACCACUGGGACGAUGCUAUUCACGGCUACAGAGAGACGGAGCGUGUCAAGUGGGGCGCAGCAUGCGAGGAGGUCUUGAGUCGUGUCAGAUCUGUAGCGUUUGGAGAAGGCAGUCCUCUCCUUGGUCCUGUACAUGUUCUAGAUCUGGACAAGGCUGGCUACAUCAAACCUCACAUAGACAGUGUCAAGUUUUGUGGCAGCACCAUCGCAGGGUUAAGUCUCCUGUCAGACAGCAUCAUGCGCUUGGUGAAGGAGGGUGCCCCCAGUGAAUGGCUAGAUUUGUUACUGCCCCGCCGCUCACUCUACAUACUGAGGGACCAGGCGAGAUAUGACUUCACUCAUGAGAUCCUGAAAGAUGAGGAAUCUGUCUUCCAUGGACUGAGAGUGCCUCGCCAGCGCCGCAUCUCUGUCAUUUGUCGGAACCUUCCUGUGUGAAGCAAAGGAGUCCAGGAGGGAAAAAUACAAAUACAGCACCUGCAGUACAGACUCAGCUGGGAUAUUACAAAAAACACAGCAUGAAUUAUGCUGGUGAUCUCCAUUGAUAGAUUAAAAAUGUUUAGAUCAGUAUUUAAAGGUGGACUUGAUUGUGGGAUUGCUGAAUAUGACGUCCCAAAUGGAAAUCACCAACGCCAGAGCCACCAGAAAAUCCCUAUUGAUUCUGAAUAGUGUGAAGAAAUUAUUGUGGCUUUGGUGUGUCACUCUUCUUCUGUAUAAUAUGGAGUGUUUAAUAGCACACACUGUUAAACCGAGCAUAUUUCCAGUGCACUUUGCUAAAAUAAAAUCUCAGUGAAAUUGCAA
This is a messenger RNA of Myripristis murdjan (pinecone soldierfish), 1213 nucleotides long. It is a transcript of the gene alkbh7, whose product is annotated as alkB homolog 7. Gene Ontology annotation, biological process: fatty acid metabolic process; DNA damage response. The record is from RefSeq and is a predicted model, not a curated record. Gene Ontology annotation, cellular component: mitochondrial matrix. Bases 143 to 850 code for a protein of 235 amino acids. The transcript is spliced from 4 exons. Lineage: Eukaryota; Metazoa; Chordata; Actinopteri; Holocentriformes; Holocentridae.